AUGCUCGCGUCGCUCGUCGCGAUCGGCUCGCUCGCUGCUUUCGCUCCUACGGCACUGACGCCGCCAAGCUCGUGCCGCCAACCCGGCCUGCGCCUCUCGGCGCCAGUGCUCUCUGGAGCACUCGCCACUGGCGCCGCCAUCGGCCUCUGCGCCGCGAGGGCUGCGGACGGCGCCAGGCUGGCCUCUCGAGCUGCACACGCCGACGAGGCUGCGUUUCGGCGCUACGGAGCCAGUCUCCACGGCAUGUCGGCUGCAGUGCUUUACGCCGGCUGGCGUGGCGGCGCGCUCCCCUUCGCCGACGCCUUCACCGCCGCGGCGCUCAUCUACGGAGGGAACGGGCUGCAGUGGCUCCUCCUCCCGCGCUACUCGGCCUCGCUCUACCGCUUCGAGGCCGAGAUCGGGCCCGCCGCCACCGCCGCCGUGCGCGCGUGCGGCGGCACCCUCCUCGCGAGCGGCGCCUACAUGCAGCUCUUGCGCCGGCGGGGGCACGCUGCAGGCCUCGCCGCCAGCGCUGGCCUGGCCGCCGCCCUCUCCCUCGCGCGCGCUGUGGGGGCGCUGCGCGCCGCACGCGCCGCCGCCGCCCGGCAGGGGUGCGGGUUGGACUACGCGCCAAGUAUCGGCCGGGCAGCCGCCGCGGCGGCGGCGAGUGCGGUGAUCGCGCUCGGGGCAACGCGGUGA
Messenger RNA from Emiliania huxleyi CCMP1516, 678 nucleotides. RefSeq lists its product as hypothetical. The coding region runs from base 1 to 678 and encodes 225 amino acids. Lineage: Eukaryota; Haptophyta; Isochrysidales; Noelaerhabdaceae. The transcript is spliced from 2 exons. The record is from RefSeq and is a predicted model, not a curated record.